AUGUCUCAUAGCGCUCGUCGGCUAGAACCGAUUGCCGAAGAGCUUACGCCUGCAGACCACCAUGUCCUUUGCUGCGGUGGAACCUCCUCCAACCUAGAACUACUUCAAUCCAGACUUCAGAAAUCCAAAAGAACAUCCCCUGAUAUGAGGAAACAAAUUGAGGAGCUCGCCUAUGAGGCGAGUUAUUUGAGGGCUGAGCUAAAAUGGCAUAAGGAGACGAAGCAGAUAUUCCUCGAUCUACAAGAGAGAAUGCAUGCUAUUUUCCAAACUAUGGAGGACACACUUGCCAGAGCCACAGCUCGACUAUAUGAGUCUGAGCGGCGCUAUUUUCAGUUAUGGGAAGCCGAUGGAGGGUUUGAAGAUGGUGGAAGAUUUUGA
Penicillium waksmanii is the source of this 378-nucleotide messenger RNA. RefSeq lists its product as uncharacterized. The record is from RefSeq and is a predicted model, not a curated record. NCBI's taxonomy places the organism in Eukaryota, Fungi, Ascomycota, Eurotiomycetes, Eurotiales, Aspergillaceae. Bases 1 to 378 code for a protein of 125 amino acids. The transcript has a single exon.